AUGGAGGAGCCGUGUGGGGCGGACGGGCUGGCUGGGGGAGCCGCAGCCCCCCAGGAGCCCGGCGUGUCGGUGGAGGCGGUGGGCGCAGAGCCGCAGCCAGACCCCGGGGGGACGAUCCAGGUGCUGCGGGGGGAGCUGGCGGCCGCGCUGGCCGAGGUGGAGACGCUGCGAGCCGUGGCCACCGUGAGCGAGGGCACCAAGCAGGAGGCCGUGGCCGCCGUGCGGCGCCAGUGCCAGGAGGAGGUGGCCUCGCUGCAGGCCAUCCUCAAAGAAACCAUCAGCAGCUAUGAGGCGCGCCUGGAGGCCCUGCAGCAGGAGCAGCAUGGGGGGGGCUCAUGGGGGGGCCGGGAGCUGAGCCGCCUGCAGCAGCAGCGGACGCAGGGAAACCCCCUGGACUCGCUGGAGCGGCAGAUGGAGAAGGCGCAGGAGGACUCCGAGCGUCUGCGCAGCAUCGUGCUGCCCAUGGAGGAGGAGAUCGCCAAGCUCAAGAGCAAACUCUCCCGGGCCGAAGGGCUGAUCCAGGGGUUGCGGGGGCCUGAGGGCUCGCUCUGCGGCUCGUCGGAGUCCCUGCUGUCUGACGCGGAGGCUCCCAGCCGGGUGCCCCCUGCCCACCCUGGGGGAGAGGGGGAUGAAGGCUCCGGACCGGAGGGCGAGGAGGAACCGGGAGGGGGCCUGGCCUUCGCCCGCGGCUGCGACAGCGUCUCCAUCAUCUCCAUCGCCAGCUCCAGCGCUGGCUCCCCCCGGCCCCGGCGCCGGCCCAGCCCGGAGCACGAGGACACGGCCUCCCUGCUGUCCACUGGCACCCUGGUGCCCGAGAGCAUCUACCUGCCGCCCCCCGGCUUCCAGCUGGUGCCUGAUGGGGAGUGGACGCAACUGCAGCAGGAGGCCAGGCGUCACCAGGAGUCCCUGCAGCAGCUGAGCGAGCAGCUGGAGGCGGCGACACAGGAGAAGCUGGGACUGCAGGAGGCGCUGAGACGGAGCAGCGAGGACUGUGCCAAGCAGGUGCUGGUGCUGCUGGAUCAGAUCCAGAACUCGGAGCAGCUGCUGCAGAACCUGCAGGCGACCGUGUCCCAGACCCAGCACCGGACCCAGGAGCAGAUAGCCGACCUGGCGUCAUCUCACAAGCGACUCAGCUACGAGGUGCAGCGGCUGAGCGAGGAGAACGAGGGGCUGCGAGGGUCCCGGCCGCCCCCGACCCCUGCUGAAGAGCCACCACUGCCGAGCUCCGUGCAGGAGCUGCAGGCCCUGGUGCGCCGGCUGCAGGAAGAGGCCGGGACCCUGCGCCGAGCCAGCGAGCACCAUAGCGAGCGGCUGCGCAUUGAGAUCGUCACACUGCGUGAGCGGCUAGACGAGGAGGAGGCUGCCCGGGCCCGGCUGCAGGGGGUUCUGGAGGCCCAGCUGGGGGCCCAGCGCGAGGAGAGCCAGCUCAUGGAGGCCUCCCUGUGCAGCGUCCGGUCGGAGAUGGAGCGGCUACAGCAGCAGCUGGGACAGGCAGAGCAGCGGGCGCAGGUGCUGGAGCAGGACAUGCAGCGGCUCCAGGGGGACCUGACCCAGCGCGACCAGCAGGGCCAGGCCUGGGAACAGGAGAAGGCCAGGCUGGAGGCAGCGCUGUCCGAGCAGCGGGGGAAGCUGCAGCGGUUGCAGGCGGAGCUGGACACCAGUGAGCAGGUGCAGAGAGACUUUGUCCGCCUCUCGCAGACUCUGCAGGUGCAGCUGGAGCGGAUCCGCCAGGCCCCCUCGCUGGAGCAGGUGCGCAGCAUUGUGGACGGGACGCGGCUGAAGGAUGUAGCAGAUCUCAAGGAGCCCUGA
Messenger RNA from Emys orbicularis (European pond turtle), 1809 nucleotides. RefSeq names its product rabaptin, RAB GTPase binding effector protein 2 (gene RABEP2). The record is from RefSeq and is a predicted model, not a curated record. The coding region runs from base 1 to 1809 and encodes 602 amino acids. Gene Ontology annotation, cellular component: intracellular membrane-bounded organelle. Gene Ontology annotation, biological process: endocytosis. NCBI's taxonomy places the organism in Eukaryota, Metazoa, Chordata, Testudines, Emydidae. Gene Ontology annotation, molecular function: growth factor activity; GTPase activator activity. The transcript is spliced from 14 exons.